Molecule: messenger RNA, 570 nt
Organism: Sphaeroforma arctica JP610
Lineage: Eukaryota; Ichthyosporea; Ichthyophonida
Exons: 2
Coding region: 1-570 (189 amino acids)
Source: RefSeq, a predicted model, not a curated record
AUGGGGCGCAUAGAAUCGGAUGAUGCUGUGCACAGCACUGUGUUGACUGAGGUAUUCGACUCGGUGUUAUCAAAUAUCAGGGAUACAGGAUUCUGGUACGUGAGCAUGCCUAAUGCGGCAUUCUGGCUGACGAAUGUGGGUGGAAGGGAGAAGCUGGGCCUAUACAACAAAAUCGACGAACAUACACCCGCUCAUAUCGCACCGCAUUUUCCGAAAUGCGCUGACCUCGACCAGUGCCGCACGUACUUGUGCCGCGGUGGUGAGCCUAUACCUAUUAAAAAAGACGGUUCUAUGGGAGUGUCUCCCCACAAGUGGUGUCCCAGUAACGAAGUGCCCUUAGCCAUUUAUACACAGACUGGUAUUCAAGAUAGUCAGUCUACGCAUAUUGAACGUAUCAUAGGAGAUGAUACACCUAGAAAUACAAUUGAGCUUGAGGGCGAGGCCGUCUGUGACGUACUGCACCGAUUCAAUAUUACUUUGCCUAUAAUUGGCGCUCUAGAGCCGGUGUACCCAGAAUGCGUGCUGUUCAGUGGCGACCGUACUAGGUGCGACAAGAGUUACAAUGCGUAG